Pleuronectes platessa (European plaice) is the source of this 6325-nucleotide messenger RNA. It is a transcript of the gene nsd2, whose product is annotated as nuclear receptor binding SET domain protein 2. Gene Ontology annotation, cellular component: nucleus; chromatin. The record is from RefSeq and is a predicted model, not a curated record. The transcript is spliced from 23 exons. Gene Ontology annotation, molecular function: histone H3K36 methyltransferase activity; protein binding. Lineage: Eukaryota; Metazoa; Chordata; Actinopteri; Pleuronectiformes; Pleuronectidae. Bases 152 to 4189 code for a protein of 1345 amino acids. Gene Ontology annotation, biological process: regulation of DNA-templated transcription.
UGUUGGCCGCAGUGUUUGAUUUUCCCGCAAGCUGCUUCAGCCUCGACCUGAAUGAAAGGCUCCGUGUGACGGGAUGAGUCCGGACGCUUCGUCCCUCUAACCGCCGACAGGACCUCAACAGCUCAUCGAGCCUGGAGGGGGCUGAGGUGGGAUGGACACUAAAGGUAGCUCUCUGCCUUCCAUGCCCGAACCAGCCAACCCCAUCAGCAUGAAGCAGCCGCCGGAGUCCCUCGGCGUACGGAAAGGUCGGGGGGACCUGAGCGGUGACCCGGCUCUGCUCAUGGACAAAGCCGCUGCCCAGCUGGCCGCCACACUACAAGACGGCGCCCUCCAGAAGAUGGCCGGCCACAGUCACAACAACCACAGCCACGAGAGGCUCAAAGACCUCACCUCCCGGGUGCUGAACGGAGACCAAGACCCGCUGCCCAAGCUCUGUGCUCCAGAGCCUGCCAUGCUCAAGGGCGCCGAGGUCCCCGCCACCAACGGCACCCACCAGCACAAUUGCAGCCCUCAUACAGAAUCGGAACUGAAGGUGACGGUGCCCCAGGUGAUGGAGCAGCCGCCGUUUGAACCGUGCCUUGCCAAUGGGACCAGUUUGGCCAGCGAGGGUACGAUACCUGGACCCGAGAAGAGACAGGACGUGAAGAAGAGAGGAGGCAGACCUGUCAAACCAAAACCUCAACUGAACCACAGCCCCUCUAUCGUCCCUCUGGAGCAAGUCGACCACACGAAUGCUGCAGAUGGAACCGGAGCAGCUGACAAGCUCGAUCUCCUCCCGGAGGUGGAGGUGGAGGCGGAGGUGGAGGCGUCAGAGAAGCCUCCCUCCCUGAUCCGGUUCUCUGUUGGAGACCUGGUUUGGACGAAGGUGUCGGGGUACCCCUGGUGGCCUUGCAUGGUGACCACAGACCCAGAGUUCAGCCACCACUUCAAACAGAAAGCAGCCAACAGCCGGUCAGGCCUCCUCUACCAUGUGCAGUAUUUUGGAGAUGCCCCGGAGAGAGGCUACAUCUUUGAGAAGAACAUGGUGUUGUUCUCUGGAGAGGAUCAAUACCAGCAGCUCAGUCUGGGAAACAAACAAGCAGCUUCCUGCAACAUCCACAAAAAGGCGACUCCCUCCGUACCCCGCAAGCUGCAGGCCCAGUGGAACAUGGGCAUCAUUCAGGCCAAGGAGGCCCUCAGCAUGUCGCUGGACGAGCGCAUGAUGAACUUCACGUUUCAGUACGACGACGACGGGCCGCGCCUGAACCUCGGACUCCUGGAGAAACUGAAGCCGAAAUACAGCGACGAGAUGAACCAGGAAACGGUGUCACGCCUGAGCCCAGCCCCCCCCUCCCUGCUGGUAAAUACCCACACAACAAAAUAUGGUCCAGUUUCUUCUGAGCCAGUUGAACCAGUCGCACCUCAGAAGAAGAAGAGACGACCCAGACAGCCUCCGUCUCCAACCAAGACGGUGAGGAGACGGAACAAACCUGCAGUGCAGAAGUCUGCCGACCCGGUGAAGAAGAGGAAAUCAAAGCUGGCGUCUCCGACCGACGCGGCUUCAGAACUUGUCUCACCACCGGUUCCAGCUCCAGUGGACAAAGUGAAGAAAAGACGAAAGAGAGCGACUCCUGCCGAGCAGACGACCGAUUCUUCAGUUAAGAGGGAGAGAAAGAAGGCUCCUAAGAGGAAGCAGCCGGACUCCGCAGCCGACAAGGAGCAGGCGCCCAAGAGACGCAAGACGAGCAAAGAGGCUGAGAAACAGGCGUCGACCUCGGCGGUAACGCAACCAAAGAGGAGAAGAACCAAGAAAACUGACGUGGAAGUGAAGGAAACCAAGAGACGACAGAGGAAGUCGAAAGAUCCUCUGGCUGACGAUCCAGACGCGGUGAAACCAAAGCGCCGGAGGAAAAGGAAACAGGAUGGAGAGAACCAGGCCACACCUGCCAAGACGAAGAAGAGAAGGGCCUCUCCGUGUCCCGAUCCUGAGGGCUCUGGGAGUGAAGGACGUCCUGAGUCUCCGAGCGACAGCCUGGACGGGACCAAGAAGGGCGAAAGGAAGAAGGAAUUUGUUUGCCAGAUGUGUGAGCAGGCUGGUGAGGACCUGCUUCCCUGUGAAGGACAGUGCUGUGGCAUGUUUCACCUGCACUGUCUGGGUCUGACGUUAAAACCCGACGACAAGCUGCUGUGUCCGGAGUGCAGCACCGGAAUCCACUCGUGUUUCACCUGUAAGAAGUCAGACGGCCAGUUGCUCCGCUGCCACGUCCUUCACUGCGGCAAGUUCUACCACGAGGCGUGCGUCCGCCUCAACUCGCUCAGCCUCUUCGACAACAAGGGCCUCCGCUGCCCACUGCACACCUGCCUGAGCUGCCACUACGGCUGCAGAGCCAAGCCCAAGUCCACCAAGGGCAGGUUGAUGCGUUGCCUGCGCUGCCCCGUGGCGUACCACAUCGGGGACCUGUGUGUGGCAGCCGGCAGUGAGAUGAUCACCAACACCGCCAUCAUCUGCACCAACCACUUCAACGCCAAGAAGGGCUACAGCCACCACAGCCACGUCAACGUCAGCUGGUGCUUCGUCUGCUCCAAAGGAGGACAGCUGCUGUGCUGCGAGUCCUGUCCGGCAGCUUUUCACCCCGACUGUCUGAACAUCGCAAUGCCUGAUGGGAGCUGGUUCUGCAACGACUGCCGAGCCGGGAAGAAACCCAAGUACAGAGACAUCAUCUGGGUCAAACUCGGAACCUACAGAUGGUGGCCUGCAGAGAUCUAUCACCCGAGGGUCAUCCCCACCAACAUCCAGCACCUUCGCCACGAGAUCGGAGAGUUUCCCGUCUUCUUCUUCGGGUCCAAGGAUUACUUCUGGACUCACCAGGGCCGCGUGUUUCCCUACAUGGAGGGGGACCGGGGCAGCAAGCACCAGAGGACCGGAAUCGGCAAAGUCUUUAAGAACGCUCUGUUGGAAGCUGAAGCUCGAUUCAAGGAGAUCAAAAUUAAACGAGAGGCGAAGGAAGCGCAAGAGAACAGUCGGAAACCGCCGCCAUACAAAUUCAUCAAGGUCAACAAACCCUUCGGCAAAGUUCAGGUCUGGACCGCCGACAUCUCCGAGAUCCCAAAGUGCAACUGCAAGCCGGCGGACGAGAGGCCGUGCGGGUUCGAGUCCGAGUGUCUGAACCGCAUGCUGCAGUACGAGUGCCACCCUCAGGUGUGUCCCAGCGGCGAGCGCUGCUGCAACCAGGACUUCACCAAACGCCUUUACCCAGAGACCAAGAUCAUCAAGGCCCCCGGCAAGGGCUGGGGCCUGGUCGCCCUGCGGGACAUCAAGAAGGGUGAGUUUGUGAACGAGUACAUUGGCGAGCUGGUGGACGAGGAGGAGUGCAGGGCGAGGAUCAAGUACGCCCACGAAAACAACAUCACUGACUUCUACAUGCUCACCAUAGACAAGGAUCGGAUCAUCGACGCGGGGCCGAAGGGAAACUACUCUCGCUUCAUGAACCACAGCUGUCAGCCCAACUGUGAGACGCAGAAGUGGACGGUGAACGGGGACACGCGAGUCGGCCUGUUCGCCGUCCGGGACAUCCCAGCAGGGACCGAGUUGACCUUCAACUACAACCUGGACUGCCUCGGCAACGAGAAGACGGUCUGUCGCUGUGACGCCCCGAACUGCAGCGGCUUCCUCGGGGAUCGGCCCAAGAACUCGAACGGCCAAGCAGCCGAGCCCAAAGCCAAGAGGCUGAAGAGGAAGUAUAAGAAGAGGAAGAGCGAGGGGAAGAAAAAGUCUGAGGACGAGUGUUUCCGCUGCGGAGACGGAGGUCAGCUGGUGCUCUGCGGCAAGAAGGCCUGCACCAAAGCUUAUCACCUGUCCUGCCUGAACCUCACCAAGAGGCCCUUCGGGCGGUGGGACUGCCCCUGGCACCACUGUGACGUCUGCGGGAAGAACUCGGACUCGUUCUGUCAGCUCUGCCCGAACUCCUUCUGCAAGGUUCACCAGGAGGGGGCGCUGCGCCCGUGGCCCCCCACAGGGCAGCUGUGCUGUCUGGAGCACGAGGAGCUGGAAGGAGCCGACAGCCAGGAACCAGGAAUCAGCUCGGAGGCAGCGACAUCGACCCCCCCCACCACCACCACCGCCGCCAGUCGACCUGCUAAAGGCUCCAGGAAGGCCGACGGAGCCCAGGCCAAAACAAAGGGCUCCAAGAGGAAAGCAGCCGAGGCCUGAAGUGACCUUUGACCCCUCCGAGAGCCAACAGACCAAACCAGACUCUGACACUUGCUCCCCUCGUUAGAAACAAACAUAAACCCCACGUUCUACCGUCUUCAAGGUCACAGGAGCCGAGGACCUGUUCAUCUCCGUCAGGGAAAGCCGCUCGAACCUUCUUCAUUUCACCUUCAACCAGUUUCAGGUUCUGAUUUGAACUCGUCUGCACUGAGGCACGAAGCAGCCGCUCAGGAAGCUGCGGACUCCGACUCCUCCACCAACCAAACUGCCUUCUGGUAUCUAGUUUUAGUUUUGACUUGAGUUUUCAAACCAACACGAGGAACCCGUUGGUUUCUGCUGACCCCCCCCCCCCCCCCCCCCCCACGUGGACCAUCUCGAGCGAGUUUUAGAGAUAUAUCUAUAUACGUGUUUAUCAAAGACCAAAACUAUAAUUACUGGAAUAUUGUGAGACAUCAGACAGGUUUGCCAAAUGCAGCGCUUUUAUUUUUUUAUAUAUAGUAUAUAUAUUCCAGAUGUAAUAUCAAAACACCAAGACACUAUGGAUCGGCCUCAGAUGACCUCUUUACUUUAAUACCGUAGCCAUAGGUUACAUUUAACCCUAGACGUUUUUUUACAACCUGUCAUUUUGUUUUAGUUUCAGCUUUUAGAUUUUGAUUCUUUUGGGUUUUGUUUAGUGUCGGGACGCUGAACCUUUUAUCUUCCUGCGUGUCUGGAGAGCGAGGGAUCAGAGGAGGUGUUAGAAACCCAGGAGCUGACGUAAAGAAACACUACUGGGAGGUUUUAAAGGUUUCUGACGUAAAACAUGAAGGAACGACAGCGAAGCUCUUGAACCUGUUUCCCACGUUGAGUGUUUGGUGCUGACGUCACGGUGCUUUCCACCGAGUGAUCUGACGUCACCAAGGAACUGAGACGUUCAAUCACUGAGUCGUUCAUCUGGAGCCGAGGUUUUGAGGAGCUGUUUUCAGACGUGACCGCUGGAGAACGUCCAGACCACUGGGUCCAGAGCUUCUUUCACAACAGGAGAAAUGUCCAAAACGACGAGGGGGUGGAGCCGGCGGUGGAAGUCACAUGGUUUUGUUUACAGCACAUCAGGAAUCUCUGGAAUCUCGUUUUUUCCACAUUGACCACUUCGUCUUCUCCGUGUGAGGCUCCUCCUCCUCCUCCUCAUACUGGGACCAGUGUCUCUCUGUUUCCUCACCUGGUCUCAGUCGAUGUCUGGAAACGGCCUCAUGACUUCGGCCUUUCGUUAUUUUAAUCCUCAGGAGGUUUUUAGUCUCUAAACUGCAUCUUGUUGUUUGAUACUCGAACACAAGCUAACGACACACUGGCUAAUUCCUUCACUCAGAAAUAACUCAGCGUCACAUCUGUAGAUCCUCUGUGACUCGGGGCUCAGGCUAAUUCCUGGUUUCAGUAUUGAACCGUUCCCAUGUAUCUUCUAAUCAGUUAUUUGUAAAUCAAGAAGCUGAAGCUGUUAAGAAGUUUUCAAGCACGUUUAAUAAUGUGGAGACGCCGCGUCGUUACCCAGAAUUCCUCACUGUCCUCAAACAAAUCAUGACCCGUUUCACUUGUCUUGUCUCAUCGUCGGUUAUAAGAUAUUUUCUAACAUUGAGGCUACACACGUUUCUUGUCUCUUUAAGUUCAUAUUUGACUUUUGUUUUUAAAAAAAAAACGUUGGACUCUUGAAUCCCCUCGUGAUCUCUACAUCUCCAGAAAGCAGGAUUUGACUUGAACUCACGCGACAGCAGGUUUUUGGUUUUGUUUUAACUGCACCUUCUGAGUGUUUUGGUUUCUCCCGGUUCACCUGAGCGGGACGUGUUCCAGUUGUCGUCCUAACCCUAACGUGUGUUGAGUGGAUCUAGUCCAGCCAGUUGUUUUUUUUGUAAGCACUGUAAUUCACUGUAGAGCUGAAGUGUAACGUGUGCGUAGGGGUUUUCAUUCUGUAACUACUGUCAUAGUAAACCAGAGACUAAUAUGUACAUAAUGUAUAAGUGGUUAUAGUGAUGCAUCUAUUGUAAAUAUCAUACAAGUUCUCUGACGUAUGUUUUUCUUUUUGUUUUUUUCUUGAUGCUGAAAAACACUUUUGUGCAGGAUCUCACUCGUCUGUUGAUUCGUGCAAUAAAAAGUGAUGGAACGUGA